Messenger RNA from Macrobrachium nipponense, 6237 nucleotides. It is a transcript of the gene cpo, whose product is annotated as protein couch potato-like. The record is from RefSeq and is a predicted model, not a curated record. The coding region runs from base 152 to 1282 and encodes 376 amino acids. NCBI's taxonomy places the organism in Eukaryota, Metazoa, Arthropoda, Malacostraca, Decapoda, Palaemonidae. Gene Ontology annotation, molecular function: mRNA binding. The transcript is spliced from 11 exons.
UCAACUGGCACAUUCAGUCCGUGUGUGUGGGUGAAACGGCAGAGUCACGUCCUUACGUUUCAGUGACUUUCUUUCCUUUUUUUCAUCCUCUCCUAUUCCCUGUACCACACAGCGAGCACCAUAUAGCAGCAGCACCGCGCACAGAAGCACGAUGACCAGCGUUACCAUGGAGAACAGCAACGCACUUUCACAGAGUAUGGACUCUGUCAACACGGCAGCAGCAGAGGACGAGCAGUUCUGUCCCUUGCCACAGGUUCGCACACUAUUCGUGAGCGGUCUUCCCAUGGACGCAAAACCCAGAGAACUUUACCUACUUUUCAGAGCAUAUGAGGGCUACGAGGGCUCCCUUUUGAAGGUCACCAGCAAGAAUGGCAAAACAGCUUCGCCGGUUGGUUUUGUGACGUUUAGCACAAGGGCGGGAGCAGAGGCAGCCAAACAAGAUCUCCAGCAGGGCGUGCGGUUUGACCCAGACAUGCCUCAGACCAUCCGACUCGAGUUUGCUAAAAGUAACACCAAAGUUAGCAAACCCAAGCAGCAGUCGCCCCCUGCAGCCGCCCCCCACCCCACUCUCGUGCACCCAUUCACCGGACACUUUGGAUCUCCAAACAUGCUUAUGUCUUCCCCGAGUCCUCCAACCUUUCUCCCUUUAAGAGGCAGGUCUGUCAACACCCUAGGGGUAGAGCUGAACCACGCCUUCUUUCCCGGAGCUCCUGAUGUGUGGCCGCCCCACCCCUUGGCCUACACGGCCGAGCUACCUGGCGCUGCAGCCGCCGCGGCCGCUGGUCUCCAGCACCACCCCGCCCUCUUCCCAGCUCUUCACGCCCAAGUCCCAUUUUGUGGGACGUUAGACCACCGUUGUUUUCCGCAGCCGCCCCUCGCCCUGACGCACGCCCCGAUGGUGUCGCACGCUGGAGGCGUGGUGAUGCCCUCCCCAGCUCUGGCCUCCCCUGCUGGCUCCCCUCAUUCCGCCCAUCCACCGCCCCCGCAACACCCAGCUGCACCCCAGAACCCUCCGUGCUCCACCCUCUUCAUAGCAAACCUUGGACCCAAUGUAGCAGAGCAUGAACUUAAGGAUAUCUUCUCAAGCUUCCCUGGCUAUGCUCGCCUGCGCAUGCACACUAAAGGAGGCACCCCUGUUGCCUUUGUCGAGUUCUCUGACGUGAGGUGUGCCACUGCGGCUCUCACCUCAUUGCAGGGGUUUGUCUUGGUGUCCUCGGACCGUGGUGGCAUCCGCAUCGAGUAUGCAAAGAGUAAAAUGGGCGAGGUUGGGACACAAGACUGAAACUGAUGGAGCCCCGACCUGCAGCCCACAUGGAGCGCCUGGCUUCAUAACUGUUCUGGCUUGAAAGAAGAUAAGAGAAUCUUUAAACAAAUAUAAAGAACGUUCAAACGGUAUAUAUAUUAAAGUUUGACACGACGGCAUAUCACUGUCAUGAAAGGAUGUACAGAAAAAAAAGAGAAAUAUAUCCUUUUAUAUUUGUAGGGAAAUUAUUUGCUCCGAAAGUCAAGUGCAAAUGAGAAAGAUAUGUUGAUUUGAUUGAUGUAUUGAUUCUUGUGAUUUAUGCAGAUUUAAUAUAAUCUAUUCAUGAUCUCUCUUUCUUUUUAAAGGGUCAUACUUAUUGUACCUAGAGUUUGAGCCAGAGUUUGCAUUCCCAACCCAAUCCUACCCAAAGAUACAGUAUAACCUAUAUCCUCCUCUCCCACCCCACCCCACCCCACCCCACCCCACCCCCACCCCACCCCCACCCCCAACCCAUUCAUUACUUAUCCCAGCUAUACUUGUAAAGUGUUUGUUAUGGGAUUCAUUAAAUGAGAAGAGCUGCAGUCAGUACUUAGGAUAUAUUGCAUGUAUAAAAGAAUUUCUGAAAUGAGAUAUCAAUUCUUUCUUUAUAUGCUUGACUUUUAAGUUGUAAGGGGAAGUGAAGGGUUUGCUAUCUACAGUUUCCUUUUUUCAAAGACAAAGUUGGAAUAUGGAUGAAAACAUAAUUUUCAUUCUUACCUUAAUAUUGCUCUUUCACGACAAACCCGUUUUCAUAGAGAUAUUUAGGAUAUUUAAUAAGCUUUUCAUGCCGUAUGCUUGCUGUAACCUUCCUUAGAAUGGGGAGUAUGAGAGGAGAGUUUUGCAACACACAUUCGUAUACCUGAUGUGCUCUUCUCGAAUGACAAAGGAAUCUCAGGCACAUGUAGGUCCUAUAAUACUGUACUAACAUAUUUAAGUAAAAGACAACAAAAUACCUAACACUAAUAUACAAAUGCAGAGCUGUACGUGGGCACAGCUCUGUACUGAUGCGUCGGAGAGUUAUAUUUAUCAUAUCAUCCACACACAUAUAUAUUAUAUAUAUUUAAAGUACAUACACACCUCAUGAUUCCACAUUGAUUGUUCCUUGUAUGUACCAAAGAAUUCUAGUUCAUAUAGGAAGCUGUACCAAAGGUCAUAUUCCGCUGCUCUUGAUAGGUAGGAGCAAGCAUGGGCAUGAAUUAGAUUAGAAGAAAAUAUUUUUUGAGUGUAUGAUUCUAAGCCAGAUACAAGAUGUGCUUCUGUAGUAAAUCCUGGCAAGCAUCUGACUGAGAGUGAGAGUGAGGAGAGUGACUGAGCUAGAGUGUGAGAAAGCAGGCUCAUUCAUGAGGGAGCUUUUCAAUUUACAUAACAUGAAAAAUGAGGUGCUCAUAUCAUAUAUAUAUAUAUUAUAAACAUAUAUAUAAACAAUUGCACCUUGGAUUUUUAUGUUUACCAGUGUUUCAAAUGUGUAGUUUUAAUUUGCCUACCAUCCUAAAAAGAAAAAAAAAACUCUUUGGUGUGUCAGUUGAUAUAAAGCUAUGUUUAUUGACAGCAAUAAACCUUUUUGAUUCAUGAAGUGGCGCAACAUGCAUGGAUGUAUACCACAUAUGGGUUGUUAUGUAUUUGCUGGUGCAACUCAGUCGUUGUGACCUGGAGUCUUUUGAAGAUAGAUAGAGCGUGUGGUGUAUUGCCAUGUGGUUCGAUGUAAAUAGUGGUUUUUCUGCUAAAAGUGUUAGAAGAUAUUGAUUGUCCAUAUUUUUUGCCUCUAUAUUCCGUUCCACUAUCCCAGUCUUGGUUGUUGAUGUUUAAAAUCUAAUAUGUAUGAGAUACAUUACUAAGCCAGUGGAGGCUCACUGUUGGAAUAUUAGACUUGCCCUGCUACGCUUCAUUAGAAAAUUCAAAGGUUUCAAGUUGUAUUUUUUUGAAGAUGCUCAUUUUCUCCAUUAUUUUUUGUGUAAAUCCUUUUUUGUACAAAUCUGUAGGCUUUGUGAUACUUCUGCCUCAUACUGUACUUGAAAUGUUUUUAAGUCUAGUUAGGAGCUGUAGCACUGGGCAAGUCCACAUUACUGUCUCGGUUGCUGAAUGUGGUAUUAGUAUACAUAUCUGUUUUGUCAUAUCGUAGUAUGUAUUUAUCAGUGUUUCUUAGGAGGCAUACAUGUUUCUCAUUAACUUAAUUGUAAUUAAGUUUCUGAUGUCCUAUUAACGGGAUUUUGAAUUUUAAACGAGUAAUUAGGAUGAGUGUUAAGCUUUAAGUGAUGAACCUGUGUGCCCCCGUGUCUAGGCUGGGGCACAGCAAUCCAAAAACAGUAGCUGCUUUGGUGACUGAGAGUAGUUGCUGCUGUCUUUGUGAUUACAUGCAGUUACUGCUUUUUUAAGUAGCAAGCAGUUGCUGCUUUUGAAUGCUUGUGUGUCCCGCCUACUACUGGAUGAACUACCAGUGGUUACCCUCAAGCUUGGUGGGUAUAAUUUCAUGUCUGAUCUGAGGAGAUGCAGAAGUGUUCUUGCUAUCCAUCACCGCUGCAGAAACAAGUAGCCUGUCCAGGAGUCUGUCUGUCUCUCACUUCAAGACAAAAAUCUCUCCCUAAACAAGCUCCAUUACAUUGUCAUGUGUCAUAAGAAUGACCUACUGAUUUGAAAGGGGUAAAGUAAUGUUUGUACUUUUGGAAUUCUCCAUUCAUUCCCUGGGCAGGUACUUCUUUUUAGCAGAUGACAGGAGGUCUCUGCUCAAGGUAAAUAUAUAAAAGUAAAAAAAAAUGUGAGUAAGACAGCCCUGAUUUUUGUGCUCAGUAUCCACUGUGAUCUUACAGGUAGCUUGGUGUCCCCUCUAUUGCCUUGUGAGGAAAUGCCUAAAAAUAUCCUUCUGCACCUGUGUAUAUAAAGCCUCAGCUUAGACGUGAAACUCGCAGCUUGAUACUUCUCCGUCCAUUUUGAAAACUGUAGCUGUUAUGAGCUCAACAGGUGAUGUUCUUUUAGUACAUAUCAAUGGGCAGUCAGGUGAGAAGAUGCUGCUAUGGUGUGUUUCCCAGAAGAUUUAUUAAAAUGGUUCAGUAGUGUUCCUUAUGUCCCUUUAAAAGCUGUGCUUAAUCUCUUGAUAUGGUACCGUUUUUCAGAAAAGACAAAAGUCAAAGCCAUAGUCUCUAGAUCUUCUCAUCUGAAAAAUCGGCCCAUCGGCUUUUCUAGAGGGCCUUCAUAUACAUCUAUAAUAAAGUGGUUGUGUCAAAACACCACAUUUAUCCAAACCAGUGUUCAGCCAUUUCUUUCAAAGGUUGAAGUUUUAUUCUUACUGCAUAAUUUAAGUGCCCUUUCUAGAAUUGUCCAAUAUUCUAUGCCUUACAACAAGAUAACGAAGCCAUUUUUUAAGGAAUAUUAUGUUAAUAGUUUCUGCAGAUUAUAUAAGGAGCAUUCCAUUGGUUUUUGAAGGUUACUAGAAAUGUCAUAUUUCAACCAAUGUUUGGAAUUUAGUUGGCAAAUUGUGUUUUGUGGAGAAAUUUGUACUUAAAACAUUUUGUAUAUUUUGACAAAAAAAUUUGGUAAGGUAUAUUUUAUUGCUCUGCUUAUUUUUGUUUCCUUUAUUUAACAAAAGUUAUUGUUAUGUCUAUUAUUUUAAUAUAUUUUUUCAGUUCGUAAUUACCUUUAGUUCUGCAGGUCAGUAGCUUUGCUGCAUUAUGUCGUUUUCCCUACAUAAUUGCCUAUUAUGUGUGUUGUAGAGACAAGUGACCUUUAAAUUGAACCACUUUGCUUGCACAUGUCUGCCAUCUCAGUAAGGACAUCUAGAUUAGGUUGUUGUUGCUCUCAUGCCCAGGCUCCUCUCAUCUCAUCUGGCAAUACUGUACUACUACUAUGACUGUCACUACUUCUUUAAACCUAUCAAAGUUAUAUAUACAUAUAUAUAUUUUUAAAAACUAUUGGUUAUCAAUAUUUUAUGGAGGUUUUGUUUUCAUUUUCUUUCUUUUGAUCCAUUGCAUGGAAAUUAAUCCUCUUUUAUGAAGCCAUUUGUAAAUGGAAUGUCUAGCAAUAAUAUUUGUUGGCUGUUGAGAAAGCCUUCAGCCUAACCUAGACCAUCCUUUCCAAAACACAUCAGUGGGCUUGUGUUAGCAAAGUUAUUCUAGCAGCAGACUAGGCUGUAGAUAAACCCCGGCAGUAUGUAAAUUGUUAUAAACAAUGCCAAUUAGAAUUGUGAAUAAUUUGUUGAUUCAACUCAUUCGGAAUUUCGUAUUUGCAUUCUACUUAGAGGAUUUGUAUCAUUGCAACCUGCCCUAAAACCUGUCCUAGUUUGCUGUCCACGUUUACCUCAGCGAAACAAGAAUGUUCUAUUGGGAAAGAGAGUGGUUGCUAACUGCCCCCUAUGGAUUUGGUUAUUUGAAGUUGGUGGUUUCUUUUGUAAUAUUAUUAGAUAUGAAUCUCGGCUUGAUAUAUUCCUGUUGCGUGUUAUUAAUCUACUUAGAGUAAAAAUAUGCCUAAUACUGUGAUUUUGCUAAGCAAUUUUUGUGGCAGUGACAAGAUGAUUGUAAUAUGUUGUCCCACUAAUUUGGUAGUUAAAAUUGAAGUAUUGAUUUAUAUACUAACUGAAGUGCUCCAAAAUCCCUUAAUUUUAUCGAAUAGAAGACCAACAGGGAUAAAUUUGUAUUAAUGAUGUUGGUCAUCAUGUAAUUAGACCUGAUACAUUGCAAACCAAAGGAAGAUGAUUUAUUUUUUUAUUUUUAGUCUUAUUGUCUUGUUGACUUGAGUUAUUUGUAGCAAUAUAUUCUUGGAAGAGUUAUGAUGAUUUAUCUUUAUUAUCAGUUUUUAUCAUUUGUCAAUAAGCAAGGUAGUUUUGCAACCAUGUGGAGUACUAGUCAGGAUACCACAUUUUGUUGAGUAAUGUAUGAGGAUACCACUAAGUGUACGACAUUGUCAUUAUAACUAUAUCAUAUCGUGUAUAGGGUCCAAAGGCGGGGUAUAAAAACUUAUAGUGAAGA